CUUACUCUCACCAUAAUCAUUUCACAGCGAGAGAGGAGCGCGGCAACACCAGGCCCGUUUUACUCGACUAAAAACCCAGAGGGAAUAUUGGAAAUACUUUGGAAUAUAAUCCUCUUCGAUCAAGGGGUAUUUAUCAUCAUGAAAGCGUGAGCUGGUUCACAACUGAUUUACUGAAAACAUUUUCACUUUGAGUCAAAGCAGCUCUGCUGAUCCUUUUGGAGCGAACCUUUUUUAUACACUGUACUAUGUCGUCCACUGAGGAGCCGUCUGGCACGGUCCUACACCGGCUCAUCCAGGAACAGCUCCGCUAUGGAAACCCCACAGACGCCCGCACCUUACUGGCCAUCCAGCAGCAGGCCCUGCGUGGAGGCGGAGGCAGCGGAAGCAACAGUGGACCCAGCAGUGGUGGCGAAAUGGGCAGGAGCCCCAGAUCUUCUCUGGAAAGCCUCACUCAUGAGGACCCACUGCUUCCUCAGUUGUCAGCAAGGCAGGAGCCACAGGGCCAGGAGCACCAAGGGGAUUACCAUCACUCAGAAAGUGGCUUCCAGCUGCAUGGAGAGAAGCUGCCAACCUACGAGCAGGCCAAAGCACAUUCUCAGUACUUAUCUUCCCAUUGGGCCCACAAGCAGCUCCAUGAGGGGCAGCUUGUGCUGCAUGAUGGAUCCUUCCACGAAGAAGCAGAUCUGUUGGAGCACAAAUGCAGCCACGUGCGCUCGCUCAGCGAGCAUCUCUUCCAGAUGUCUCUGGAGAGAAGAGAUGCAGCGGCUAAAGCUGCAGCACUAAAAAUCAACUCCCACAGCUAUCCGGAGCUCCCUUACUACACCCCACAGUGUCUUCAGAGGACGGGGCAAAACACGGACAAACGCAGCCCACCCCCAGAAUACAACAGCCCCAUCCAGGGCCAGAGAUUUGUCCCUCAUCAGGUCCAGGAACCAGUUCAAGCUCAGCCACUCAGAUAUGUCCAGUCUGAUCAGCAAGGAGAAGUACCUGGCUACAACACAUUCAACAGCCUGCCACCUGCUGGCUUGGAGGAACCUAACCAGAUGGAGCUUCUAGUGAUGGAAAAUGAGAGACUGAGACAAGAGGUGGAAGCUCACAGGGAGAAGACCGGUCGGAUUCAGAAGCUGGAGCAGGAGAUUCAGCGCAUUUCUGAGGCUUAUGAGACACUGAUGCAGGGCAGCAGUAAGAGGGAAAACCUGGAGCAGACACUGAGGAGGAGGCUGGUGGCCGAGAUCAGGAGGUUGCAGGAUUUCAACAGAGACCUCAGAGAAAACCUGGAGAAAGCUAGAAACCAUGUUGCAAAAGAAGUUGAGGUGGCCGACCACAACCAGCAGAUUAUGGCUAAACUCCUUGAACAAAAUGAGGAGCAAAAUACUGAGCGGGAGCGUAUGGAGCGGGAGCUGCAACGAUUGCGAGCGACAGUGGAAGAGCAGAGCCUCAGGACGAAGCAGCUUGAGGAGGCUCUGGAGGCGGCUCGGGGACGAGGUCGCCAGCUCGAGGAGGAGCUGAGGAGGAAGAGGGCGUACGUGGAGAAGGUGGAAAGGCUCCAGAGCGCGCUGGCUCAGCUGCAGUCAACAUGUGAGAAGAGGGAGAGCCUAGAGAUGAAGCUCAGGACGAGAUUGGAGCAGGAGCUGAGGAGUCUGAGGGCACAGCAGAGACAGUCUCAGCCCCCGGGAUUGACCGUGAGCUCGCUCCAAGAACGCCUGCGUGAGCGCGAGGAGCGGAUCCUGGCACUCGAAGCCGACAUGGUGCGUUGGGAACAGAAGUACCUGGAGGAGAGCACCAUGAGGCAGUUCGCCAUGGAGGUGGCUGCGACUGCUGCUGCUCAGAGAGACACCACCAUCAUUAACCACUCGCCCUGCCACUCCUCUAACAACAGCUUCAACGAGGACCUGCCACUUCCCGACCACAGGAAUCAGGAGAUGGAAAACAGAAUUCGAGCCCUUUAUGCUCAGAUAUUGGAAAAAGAUGCCGUGAUAAAGAUUCUCAACCAGCGGCUGCAUCAGGAUCAAAGUCGGAAGGAUGAGCGGAGUCCCCGAGUAAACCUCGUGAACAUGGUGGGGGCUCCACUCCGACCAGCUUCCUCCACUCCCUCCAUCAGCACGGCCUUCACAGAGAGUAAAGGUAAAAAUCUGUCUGAUGAUCAGACUUUGCCAAUCCGUCAGUUAUCUGCACAGUUGGAACCUUCAACGCUCGAAAAGCAGGCGGAGGAAACCAGACCUAAUGAGGAAACCAGCACAACUAAGCUAAACAAUGACAAGACAGUGCCUAAGAAGAUGCUGCUAAAUCCCUUCAGAGGCCUGGAUGAUCUGGAGUCAGAGGCAGUGGAAAUCUUUAUUUAAGCAACCAAGAUUUGGAUUCUCAAUGGAAGAAAAAAAUAACUUUUGAGUAUCUGUGAAGACUGCAAGACAUUUGUGAAUGCAUAAAUUUUGGGAAAAAAGAGGCAACGUCUAAAAAAAUGAUUGUUUUUCCCAUUUCGACGGCAGAGCUGGGCUCUGACCCUCUUUUUCACACUGAGCCGGACGCCUGCAGGCAGCCUGCCCGACACACUGAGAAAAGAUGAAUCCUCUGAGGUACUUGGACAGUAUUGUGAAUUGUAAUAUGGCAAUAUACUCUCACAGAGUGCAUGCCAUGCUAUUUAUAUAAAUAUUAUAAAAAAUGCUGCUUAUCCCCAUUAUUAUUGUUAUUAAUUUUAUUAUCUAUUUUAUAUCUUUCCCCACUAAGUUAAGGAGAUAUUAUCUUAUCUGGUUUCCACAUUCCCUAAAUAUCAUUCAUUUCAUUUACUUUUGUUAAAUAUUCAGCAAGGGGUUAUCUGUCUGAUCUUCAUUCCCUCUCCUCUCCCUCUUUUCUGGAUUUACUUUUGAGUAAUCUUUUUCCCAUCACACCGAUGAACUCCCUUCGGCGAACUGUCCUUGAUCUCAUUAAUUUAAACUGAUAACACAAGAUUUGAAGCCCCCGCUGCUCAUGUUUCUCCAGCCUGAGCAGCUGGUUCUGCAAAGGUCUUGAGAUGUGAACAAUGAGGUGCAUAAUAUAUAAAGUGUGUUUUUAUUAUAAUUAUUUAAACUGACACAGAGCGGGUGUUGAAAAAGUGUAGUUUUGGGAUGUGUCAUUUUGUUUCACCCCCUUCCUCAUAAAGUAUGUUGCAUGUGUGAUAGUGAGUGCGUGCCCAGAUCUGGUGAUUCUGCUGGUUCGGUUACCACUGAAGGGCCAAAAAGGUGUUAGUUUCUUGUUUACUGUGAGCUGCAAACUAACAAAAAAGUUAAAGAAUGUUAUAUAUUUUAUACAGAUCUUUGUAUUGUUAUUUUAGAUGCAGAAGAGCUUUGAGCAGGAUGCCAAAGAGUUUGUUUGUAAGUUAUGCGUCGGCAAUCACAGCCUUGUAAGCUGUAUACAACCAAUCAUGGGUUGACUUCAAAAACAGGCAUUUUUUUGUGAAGUCAACAGUUGAAUUCAUGCAACAUUUCAUAAAACCAUAAAUAAAAUUUUCCAAUAAACAUUA
Messenger RNA from Girardinichthys multiradiatus, 3496 nucleotides. Its product is annotated as angiomotin-like 2a. The record is from RefSeq and is a predicted model, not a curated record. The transcript has 11 exons. Lineage: Eukaryota; Metazoa; Chordata; Actinopteri; Cyprinodontiformes; Goodeidae. Gene Ontology annotation, cellular component: cytoplasmic vesicle; bicellular tight junction; plasma membrane. The coding region runs from base 246 to 2342 and encodes 698 amino acids. Gene Ontology annotation, biological process: angiogenesis; establishment of cell polarity involved in ameboidal cell migration; hippo signaling.